Molecule: messenger RNA, 4210 nt
Organism: Ochotona princeps (American pika)
Lineage: Eukaryota; Metazoa; Chordata; Mammalia; Lagomorpha; Ochotonidae
Gene: IGSF9
Product: immunoglobulin superfamily member 9
Exons: 22
Coding region: 474-4010 (1178 amino acids)
Biological process (GO): cell-cell adhesion
Molecular function (GO): protein binding
Source: RefSeq, a predicted model, not a curated record
GAGAGGAUAGAGAGGGGAUGUGGGGGUGCUGGAGGAGACCGGGAGGGAGGGCUGCGAGGUGCACGGUCCCACCGCAGUUGGAGAGCAGGUGCCUGAGAUGUGAGAAGUAGGGGUGAGGGAGGCAGCCCCUGCUCUCCUCUGGGCCUGGCUCACUCACUACUAAAGCAGCAUUGGGAGCCAGAGUGGAGGAAGAGGCCACAGGGUCCCCAGCUUCCAGGAGGCUGGGGAAAUAGGGAUUGGCCAGCCCUGUGUGUUGCCUUGCACCUGCUUCUAGAUCUGGGAUUCUCCAGAAGACAACUUGUUGCCGUGUUCCAUGAGUGCAGCCCUUGUUGUCCGGAAGAGUGGGAGCUGAAAGCUCCUUCCAAGGCCCAUCCGAAGAAGUGGCCCCGGCUCGUUGAGCAGCGGACCUUGCUCGGCCCCUCCGUCUGGGCUCCUGUGGAUAGGAGGGGCCGGGUGAGCAGGCCAGCUGGGCUAUGAUUUGGUGCCUCAGUCUGGCCAUCCUCAGCCUGAUCAUCAGCCAGGGGGCUGACGGUCGAGGGAAGCCUGAGGUCUCUGUGGUGGGCCGGGCUGGGGAGAGUGUGGUGCUGGGCUGUGACCUGCUGCCCCCGGCCAGCCGGCCCCCUCUGCAUGUCAUCGAGUGGCUGCGCUUUGGAUUCCUGCUUCCCAUCUUCAUCCAGUUCGGCCUCUACUCUCCGCGAAUCGACCCUGAUUACGUGGGACGAGUCCGGCUGCAGAAGGGGGCAUCACUGCAGAUCGAGGGGCUGCGGGCUGAAGACCAGGGCUGGUACGAGUGCCGCGUGCUCUUCCUGGACCAGCACAGCCCCGAGGAGGACUUUGCCAACGGCUCCUGGGUGCACCUGACAGUGAAUUCGCCCCCUCAAUUCCAGGAGACACCUCCCCUGGUCCUGGAAGUGCAGGAACUGGAGUCUGUGACCCUGCGUUGUGUGGCCCGCGGCAGCCCCCAGCCUCAUGUAACUUGGAAACUUCGAGGACAGGACCUUGGCCAGAGCCAGGGUCAAGUGCAAGUGCAGAAUGGGACACUGUUGAUCCGGCGGGUUCAGCGUGGCAGCUCCGGGGUCUACACCUGCCAAGCCUCCAGCACUGAGGGCAGCGCCACUCAUGCCACCCAGCUGCUAGUGCUAGGUGCCCCCAUCAUCGUGGUGCCUCCCAGGAACAGCACGGUCAAUGCCUCCCAGGAUGUGUCCUUGGCCUGUCAGGCUGAGGCAUACCCUGCUAACCUCACCUACAGCUGGUACCAGGAUGGCACUAAUGUCUUCCACAUCAGCCGCUUGCAGUCCCGAGUGCGGAUCCUGGUAGAUGGGAGCCUGCGGCUGCAGUCAGCCCAGCCUGAUGAUGCCGGCUGCUACACCUGUGUCCCCAGUAAUGGCCUCCUGCACCCGCCCUCUGCCUCUGCCUACCUCACUGUGCUCUACCCAGCCCAGGUGAUAGAGAUGCCUCCUGAGACACCCCUGCCUGUGGGCAUGCCAGGGGUGAUCCGGUGCCCAGUUCGUGCCAAUCCCCCACUGCUGUUUGUCAGCUGGACCAAGGAUGGGGAGGCCCUGCAACUGGACAAGUUCCCCGGCUGGUCUCAGGGCACAGAAGGCUCACUGAGGAUUGCCCUGGGAAAUGAGGAUGCCCUGGGAGAAUACUCCUGCACCCCCUACAACAGUCUGGGUACCGCCGGGCCCUCCCCCGUGACCCGGGUGCUACUCAAGGCUCCUCCAGCCUUUGUGCAACGGCCCAAGGAAGAAUAUUUCCAAGAAGUGGGGCGGGAGCUACUCAUCCCCUGCUCUGCCCAAGGAGACCCUCCUCCUACAGUAUCUUGGACCAAGGUGGGCCGGGGGCUGCGGGGCCAGGCCCAGGUGGACAGCAAUGGCAGCCUCGUCCUGCGGCCACUGACCAAGGAGGCCCACGGGCGCUGGGAAUGCAGUGCCAGCAAUGCUGUAGCCCGAGUGACUACCUCCACAAAUGUCUACGUGCUGGGAACCAGCCCCCACGUGGUCACCAAUGUGUCUGUGGUGCCUGUGCCCAAGGGUGCCAAUGUCUCCUGGGAGCCUGGCUUUGAUGGUGGCUACCUGCAGAGAUUCAGCGUCUGGUACACCCCACUGGCCAAGCGACCUGACCGGGCCCACCACGACUGGCUUUCCCUGGCAGUGCCUGUGGGAGCUGUUCACCUCCUGGUGCCAGGGCUGCAGCCUCACACCCAGUACCAGUUCAGCGUCCUAGCUCAGAACAAGCUGGGCAGUGGGCCCUUCAGUGAGAUUGUCUUGUCCGCCCCUGAAGGGCUUCCCACCACACCGGCUGCUCCCCGGCUGCCACCCACGGAGAUGCUGCCUCCCCUGUCCCCUCCUCGAGGUCUGGUGGCAGUGAGGACACCCCGGGGUGUGCUCCUGCACUGGGAUCCCCCAGAACUGGUCCCUCAGACCCUGGAUGGCUACGUCCUAGAGGGACGGCAAGGCUCUCAGGGCUGGGAGGUGCUGGACCGGGCUGUGGCCGGCUCUGACGUACAACUGCUUGUGCCAGGCCUCAUCAAGGAUGUUCUCUAUGAGUUCCGCCUGGUGGCCUUUGCCGGGAGCUACGUCAGUGAUCCCAGCAACUCAGCCAACGUCUCCACCAUCGGUCUGGAGGUCUACCCAUCGCGCACUCAGCUGCCCGGUCUCCUGCCCCAGCCCGUGCUGGCAGGCGUGGUGGGUGGGGUCUGCUUCCUGGGCGUGGCCGUCUUCGUGAGCAUCCUGGCCGCCUGUCUCAUGAACCGGCGCAGGGCUGCCCGCCGGCGCCUCAAGCGACUGCGCCAAGAGCCACCUCUCCUCUUCUCUCCUUCGGGGAAGUCAGCUUCCCACUCUGCUCCGGGCUCGGGCAGCCCUGAUAGCGUGGCGAAGCUGAAGCUCCAGGGGUCAGAAGUCCCCAGCCUGCGCCAAAGCCUCCUCUGGGGAGAGCCCACCCGCCCCGCCAGCCCCCAUCCAGACCCACCACCCAGCCGUGGACCUUUGCCUCUGGAGCCCAUUAGCCGGGGCCCAGAUGGGCGUUUUGUGAUGGGACCCACAGUUGUGCCCCCACAUGAAAAGCCGGGCCCAGAGCGGGUGGAACCUGGGGCCCCAGCCCGGCUGCUGGCCAGGCCCUACAACUGCAGCAGCAGCAGUCCCAGUGGGGCGCCACAGCCCCUCUGCAUUGCAGACAUCAGCCCUGUGGGACCCCCUCCAGCAGCCCCGCCCAGCCCCCUGCCGGGUCCUGGAUCCCUGCUGCAAUAUCUGAGCCUGCCCUUCUUCCGGGAGAUGAAUGUGGAUGGAGACUGGCCCCCUCUUGAGGAGCCUAGCCCUGCCCCACCUCUGGAUUACAUGGAUACCCGGCCCUGCCCCAUCUCCUCACUCCUUCGCCCACCAGACUCCCCUUUGACAUCCCCCAGGACAGGUCAUCCUGGGGCUAUGGCAGGGGCUGGGGGUGCCCCCGAGCCUCCUUAUACAGCUCUGGCUGACUGGACCCUCCGGGAGCGGCUGCUGCCAGGCCUUCUCCCUGCUGCCCCUCGGGGCAGCCUCACCAGCCAGAGCAGCGGGCGAGGCAGUGCCUCCUUCCUGCGGCCCCCGUCCACAGCGCCCUCAGCUGGAGGCAGCUACCUCAGCCCUGCUCCAGGGGACACCAGCAGCUGGGCCAGCGGUCCUGAGAGGUGGCCGCGAAGGGAGCACGUGAUGACCGUCAGCAAGAGGAGGAACACGUCUGUGGACGAGAACUAUGAAUGGGACUCCGAAUUCCCUGGGGACAUGGAAUUGCUGGAGACUUUGCACCUGGGCUUGGCAGGCUCCCGGCUCCGAGCUGACGUUGAACCAGAGCUAGGCACAAAGAGUCCAGAGGAGGGCUGCCUCCUGAACACUACCCAGGCUUCUGGCCCCGAGGCCCGCUGUGCUGCCCUUCGGGAGGAAUUCUUGGCUUUCCGCCGCCGCCGAGAUGCCUCUAGGGCCCGACUGCCAGUCUACAGGCAGCCAGUCCCCCACCCUGAACAGGCCACUCUGCUGUGAAUGCCCCUAACAUAAGCCAAGACGAAGGCAGGUGGGCCUGCCGAAGAGGCCCCUAGCUUGGCGCACUGAGCCUGCCCGUGUGGUGUGCCCAGGCCCAGAACCUAACAGUUGGCCAUGGGUGAGCUUGGUCUGAGACGUGCACGUUGGAUACGUGCUAAUCCCCCUGGUGAGCCUGGGGAUUAGAACAGGGAUCCUGGAUC